AUGGCAUCCACGUCAACUGGUCUUGUCAAGCCUAUCGAGUCCAGCAAGCCCAAGGAACCUAACAUAUCUGACCAACCUGACAUGGUUGACAAGUCCAGCAAGUCUAGCAUGCCAGACAAACCUAACAAAGACAGUGCUGUAACGGAAUGUCCAGAGGUCACAACUAAUACUGAAGACGAGUCAAAGCAAGGUCUCAAGAAGAAAGACUCCUCAAAGCCUAUUACUAUGGGCGACAAAUCAGUCGAGACGAAGGUCAAGUCGAAAUCCAAGACUGAACCCAAACGUAAGUGGUAUGGCAAAUUUGGCAAGAAACGUACCGUGGCGCUGUGCUGGAGUGUCGGAAAAUGGGCACAGGACCAACUCAGAAAGGAGACACCAAAGCCAAUGUUCCGACGUGUUGAAAUCCUCAGUGAGGGAGAUGUCAUGAUACCAAAGCCUGGCUCGGACGCUACUGAUUCUGACGGAAAGCCUGUUAUGAUACGUCGUCCACUGAUUCCAGUUCAUCUUCGCCAAAUGAUCGACAGAUUGCAUAGACGAUAUGCCUUCUCGAAAGAAGGUGCAGGCUUUGGAGCUGCUCCCCAUGUACUGACCACUCGUAGCGUGGACGACAAGUUCCCGGAAUCAGACGAUGCAGCACUGCUGGCUGAUGAGGUGAUCGAUGAGUACUUGGACUUCACUGGACGAAGCCGCACUCUUAUUCACCUCAGCAAGCACACACGAGCAACACUACCUGCAGGUUUUGAGCCUUCUUUCAAUCGACACUACACUCGCGCUCAAGUCUUACAUGAAGGAGUCUGGUAUCCUGCUGAAGAAUCCAGUGAGGCCAAUAUUACUGUGUUCCAGGCUUCACGUCAGGAUGAGACACUGAGUGCAAACGCAACGCUCGAGUUGAAUUUUCCAAUGUCCGAUGAACAGGAGCGUAUGCGCGGUUACAAGAACCUAAAGGUUAGCAAAGUCUACAAGGAACGCAAAACUAGCGCCAAGCGCUGGAUUGAAGUCGAAUUUGACACUGUGCCGGAAGGAACUUUCCCUUCUGGUCUUGAUUUCAUCGAAGGACAUGGCUGGCGCGACUCUACCAUCGCACUCCUCAACAUCAUGCGAGGUUGGCGUAACCCUUCUCACAUUCAACUACACUUUAUUUCCACUCUGGGCGGGAAAGAAAAGGAUGAGGAGAGUUUGAAAAUCGUAGAUCUUGCGAAUGAGAUGAAGCGAACUGGCAUCAAGAGACCAUUCUACCCUUACUAUUCUGCCGAAGGUCGAGCUCUUGUGGAAAAGUCUCAGCAGAAGCCCCAUCAGCGAGUAGACGAAGAUCAUCCAAUAGGCAAAGUCGGGCCACUUGAUCAUUUCCGAUCAGCUGAUCAUGCCGCUAUAGUUCUAGGCUAUAGCACGGAUCUCCAAAACAAUUAUGAACAAGAACGGUACAUCGGCUUUGACAGCAGUCAUGUGUUCCGCGUUGCAUACCGCAUCAUCUCCGACAAACAUGUUCUAGGCUUCUGUCAGGCAGAUUUCAAGGGCACUGCACUUGACCUGGAGUUGCUCAAGUGUAUGCCUACAACUGAUUCGUUCGAGAUUCAAUUCAAAGUCCAGACAUCCAAUAUCGACAGAACUUAUCGUGCUACUGGAAUUACUGUACCUGCCAUUUAUCCUAGGGGUUUCACAUUUGCUUUCUUGUGCUUGAGAAUUCCAGAAAAGGUUGCCGAAUACUCUAGUGUUGGCUCGGAUGGUCCGCUCAAAUUCUGGCCAACCACAAAAGUCAUGGUCAAUACAUCUUCUCGUGUAGCUGUUACCAAGAUUGCAUCCAUGUACAAGCUUUCUCGCGAGCCCGUCUACAAGCAUCUCAUCCCUGUCCUCAACAUGAACCCGGAGAAAUGGGAGAUGAUCGACCCCACAGCGUGCAACACAGGACUCAAUGACUUCGAUCGGAAAUACCUUAUGAAUAGAAUCCUGUCUCAGGGCGAGAUCAAUGGCCGUCCUUUCACUACUCAACAGCAACGCAAGAUCAGCUCCGCUACGCAACUAGGUGGAGGCGUCAUGUUGAUUGGCGGUCCUGGAGGUUCCGGAAAGACAGCGACACAGAUAGCUCUGAUGAAGUACUAUUCUUUAUGUGGCCUUAAGUCAAUUGCAGUCUGUCCGACCAACAUCUCCACCAGCCACCUGCGCAAGGAGCAUGAUAAGGCAUUCACUUUCAUCGCAGCAAAGGAUCCAGAUGUGAGGGCUAUGCAGGUCGCUCCACCUAACAAGGAGCAAGCUCACUUCAACUGUGCUGGUAUGCCCAAAACUCCCCACGUUCUUCAAGAUUUGGAAUUACAUGGCUUGGACAUCAGUGCCGUCGCUACAGAAGAAGGCGACAUCAACAGCCUGUUCGACGCCAUAAAGGACAGGCGUAGGACAAGAUCGUUCAAACAUCCAGAACACGGUCUCUCAUCUCGCAUCAUCGAAGCGGUUCGCAGCAAACCUCGGCCUUUCGAGUUGAAGGGAAAAUAUCCACCUGCAAAGCGUAUGCUACCGCAUAUCGACAAGGAUUUACGGGAAGAGCUUUGGGGACCAAAUCCGAUCGUAACCGACGGCUUCGCUAGUCUAAACCAGAUGGAAGUCAAGAAGUACAAGUUUCUGUACAAAGAGCUCAGCCAUGAAAUAACCGCUCGAGCCAAUGUCGUCUUCAGCACCAUGGAUAACGUAACCUGCAGCCCCAUCUCCUCUUCCUUCGGUCGUGGCGCCAGAGGAGUCAUGUUAUUCCUCGACGAAUGCACUAUGGCCGACGAGCCUGCCGUCUGGUCCCUUUACACUUCGAUCUUCUCUCCUGAGCGCAUUCGCGAUGAGUUUGGCGGCGUUCAUCCCAUCAAAGGUAUCGUUAUGAGCGGUGACUUCCGCCAGAACUGGCCACUUGUGACUGGUGCAGAGUACAAUGAAUUCCAUCCGCAGCUCAUGACACCCCUCAUUGCUCGCUUCGUCAACUCCGGCGUACCAUAUGAUGAAUUCAAGACCGAAGCUACGGAAAGCAAGUUCAGACAGCUGUUGGCCUUGGAAAAACCAAUGUCAGACCGACAGUUCAACAUGUUACGCAAGUAUCUUGGAGGCAAGAAGGAUUUGCCCCUCCCGUCAAGAGAUCCUUCGGGCCGAACAGACAUAGCUGCUCGUAAAAUAUGGCUUGAUUGGUCCAUGCAUGCUUGGCUACUUGAUGUGCCAGCUUCGAAAUGCUAUGUAGGACCAAACCAUUCACAAGUUAACUUCGCCAAUGUUGCCGCAACUAUGCUAUUCCUCGAGGAUAUGUUCAUCAAGACUGCAGAUGGAAAGCCGUUCAUCCCAUUCAAUGAUGUUGUCAUUGUUUCACCUUACGCGGAGCAAAUCAUAGAAUACCAAAAGGAAAAAGUCAAUCUUGCUCGUCGGCUUGGUUGCAAUUCUGAGGAUCUUCCCGAAGCCAUCACCGGCGAUGCCUUCCACUCUCGCGACGCUCGGAUGGUCAUCUUCGACAUAGUGGUUUCAUCUACCAAGACCAAGUCCGACCUUGGCUUUCUUGAAAGUGAUAGACGUAUGACUGUUCUUCUUCAGAUUUAA
Molecule: messenger RNA, 3555 nt
Organism: Endocarpon pusillum Z07020
Lineage: Eukaryota; Fungi; Ascomycota; Eurotiomycetes; Verrucariales; Verrucariaceae
Exons: 5
Coding region: 1-3555 (1184 amino acids)
Molecular function (GO): 5'-3' DNA helicase activity
Source: RefSeq, a predicted model, not a curated record